AUGGCAUCUGAAGCUGCUGCACCCGCACCAACUGCUGCCCCGGCUGCUGGUAAAUCCGGCGAAAAGUCUUUCAAUGAUAAGGGCAAGCCUAUGGAGGUCAGGCUGUCCAACAUGACAGCCGCCAAAGCGAUUGGCGAUGUUGUGAGGACUUCGUUGGGCCCAAAGGGUAUGGACAAGAUGAUACAAACAUCUCAAGGGGAAGUCAUCAUCACCAACGACGGUGCAACGAUUCUUAAGCACAUCGCAGUCUUGCAUCCUGCCGCGAAGAUGUUGGUAGAACUUUCAGCGGCUCAGGAUAUCGAGGCCGGAGAUGGUACGACUAGCGUUGUGGUUUUGGCAGGAAGCUUGCUUGGCGCAGCUGAAAAGCUGCUCUCCAAAGGCAUACAUCCUACGGUCAUUGCCGAGUCGUUCCUCCGCGCGUCAGCCAAAGCGGUCGAAUAUUUGACUGAUAUUUCUACCCCUGUUGACUUGAAAGACAAGGGAUCGCUGUUGCGCGCUGCAAGCACGUCCCUAAACUCCAAGAUCGUGUCUCAAUACUCCUCCAUCCUUGCUCCCAUCGCCGUCUCUGCUGUUACUCGUCUCAUCACCCCUACCUCUGCGAACGUAGAUUUGCGGGAUAUUCGUAUCGUCAAGAAAGUCGGAGGAACGAUUGAAGACACCGAACUUGUGGAGGGCGUAGUAUUGAAUCAAAAUGUGAUAACUACGGCUGGGGGACCGACUAGGAUAGAAAAGGCCAAGAUUGCGUUGAUUCAGUUCCAGCUGAGCGCACCUAAGCCCGACAUGGACAAUACCGUCGUGGUCAAUGACUACCGUCAAAUGGACAAGAUCCUUAAGGAGGAACGCCAGUAUCUUCUCAAUAUGUGCAAAAAGAUCAAAAAGACGGGCUGCAAUGUGAUCCUUAUCCAAAAAUCCAUCCUCCGCGACGCGACAAACGAAAUGUCACUCCACUUUUUGUCCAAACUCAAGAUUCUGGUCGUCAAAGAAAUCGAACGAGACGAGAUUGAGUUUUUGGCCAAGAGCACGGGGUGCAAGCCCAUCGCGGAUAUCGAGGCGUUUACGGAAGACAAGCUCGGGUACGCGGACUUAGUGGACGAAGUCGAGAAAUCCGGCGCGAGGAUCGUGACGAUCUCAGGUGUCAAAAACCAGGGCCGAACGGUCUCGGUGCUAUGCAUGGGUGCCAACUCGUUGGUCCUUGAAGAGUCGGAGAGGAGUCUUCAUGAUGCGUUGUGUGUAGUUCGGUGCCUGGUCAAGAAGCGAGCUCUGAUCGCAGGCGGCGGCGCUCCCGAGAUUCAUGUCUCCCGGCUGCUGUCGCAAUAUGCACAAACACUCAAGGGAAUGGAAUCUUAUUGUUUCCAGGCGUAUGCCGACGCACUCGAGGUUAUUCCGACCACCUUGGCAGAGAAUGCCGGAUUGAACCCGAUUGCGAUCGUUACUGAAUUACGCAACCGUCAUGCGCUUGGGGAGAAGAAUGCAGGUAUCAACGUCCGCAAGGGACUUAUUUCGAACAUUUUGGAAGAGGAUGUGGUUCAACCAUUGUUGGUGUCCACGAGUGCGGUAGAACUUGCAACCGAAACUGUUGCAUUAUUGCUCAAGGUGGACGAUUACCACCUUACACGAUGA
Molecule: messenger RNA, 1620 nt
Organism: Rhizoctonia solani
Lineage: Eukaryota; Fungi; Basidiomycota; Agaricomycetes; Cantharellales; Ceratobasidiaceae
Product: TCP-1/cpn60 chaperonin family (T-complex protein 1)
Exons: 10
Coding region: 1-1620 (539 amino acids)
Biological process (GO): protein folding
Cellular component (GO): chaperonin-containing T-complex
Molecular function (GO): ATP hydrolysis activity; ATP binding; ATP-dependent protein folding chaperone
Source: RefSeq, a predicted model, not a curated record